This is a messenger RNA of Plasmodium cynomolgi strain B, 1039 nucleotides long. RefSeq lists its product as hypothetical. The transcript is spliced from 3 exons. NCBI's taxonomy places the organism in Eukaryota, Apicomplexa, Aconoidasida, Haemosporida, Plasmodiidae. The record is from RefSeq and is a predicted model, not a curated record. The coding region runs from base 446 to 1039 and encodes 197 amino acids.
GCAACAGCGAGUAUGUUCUCACUCAAGUGAAUAAACAGAUACAUAAGUAGAUUAACCGAUUGGUUGAUUUUUUUUUUUUUUUUUUUCAACAGCCGCCGCCCCUCCGCGUUGCGAACUUUCCUCCGAUUAUGCUCCCUUUAUAUGUUCAUACCAACGGGGAAGUGUCCCCUUCGCUACCCCCCCCCUCCUCAUGCACACCCUGCGACACGCUAAUAUAGGAAGAAGAAGCAGAAGCAGAGGAAGAAAAAAGGACCUACCUCGUGGGGGAAGAAAUGCAAAAGGGACAUGGGAGAGGAGGAAAAAUGCGUAUGCCACUCAGCUAACAAGUGGCAGGAAAGUAACCACACACAGAGAGAAAGGUAUUUACUAGGAUGGAAGAGACGCAGCACAACCGCAUGGUAGAAUCAGAGAGCAGCAUGAUAGAACCCCAAGAGGAGGAACAACAAUGCGGGUUUUCACCACUCUAGUCCUGCUUUUUUGUCUACUAAGACUCAGCAUAACGACGGAGGCAUACCUUAGCAACCGCGCGGUCAAGGUGAAUUCCGCCCUGUACGCAGUGAGGAAGAAGAAGAAAAAAAAAAUCACGAAGAUGAUUCACAUUACUGUGAGCGCCGACAAUGAAAUAGGAACAAAAGGAGAAAUAAAAAAGGUGAAGCUCUCUCACGCCUUCAACUAUAUCAUACCGCAGAAACUGGGUUACAGAAGCACCAUCGAUGAGCUGGUCGAAAAGGAGAAGACUGAAAACACGCUCAAGUACAUUGACGAAAUUAAAAGGAGUUUUCUAUGGACGUACAAAAAGAAGCUUGACGGAUUUAACGUUCCCUUCCAGUUUGCUGAGGGGCAAAAGGUCCUCGUCACCCAAGACGAUAUCCUGCACUAUCUCCUAACCCGGGGGUUAAUCCGCGAAAACGACGACGUGUACGAUAAGAUAAAAAGCAAAAAGGUGAAGCUCGACGACGUUGGAAGCUACCCGAUGAAGUACACCUUUAUGAACAGCCUCCACAUCGACCUCACUGUACACGUGAUGAAGGUCAAGUGA